GAGAGAGAGAGAGAGAGAGAGAGAGAGGUGACCUGACCCGCUAAGUGUGAAGUGAGCUCGUAUGGCAAACUCAGAGACAAGAAUGAGUACCAACAACCUAUUAGGAGGUGAGUAUCAGGUGUUUCUGAGUUUUAGAGGGCUCGAUACUCGUCGGGGAAUCACCAAUAGCCUCUACCAUGCCUUGGUAGAUGCUGGAAUUCGAGUUUUCAUGGAUGAUGAAGAGCUUCGACCAGGAGAAAGAAUUAGUGGCAACCUUCUCCUAGCGAUCGAUGACUCUAAGCUUUACAUACCCAUCUUCUCCCAAAACUAUGCUUCGAGUCAUUGGUGCCUCCACGAGCUUGCAAAGAUGGUGGAGAACACCUCUAAAUCUAAAGAAGAGGGGAAUGAGAAGGUGAUAUUGCCCAUCUUUUAUGACGUGAAACCUGCUGAUGUGAAAUUGAAAUCCCCAUUGUACCUUGAUGCCAUAUUGAAUUUGGAGCAAAGGAAGGAUCAAAAGAAGAAGUUUAGCUUCGAGGAUGUAGAGUCGUGGCGUGAGGCUCUCAAUGAAGUUGAUGACACCAAGGGGUGGGAGCUGAAGAAAUAUUCGGGCGAUGGGGAUCUUAUCGAGGCUGUUGUUGUGGAGGUUGUGGUUAGGCUCAAGACAAGACAAAGAAAAGUGACUAGAGAUUUAGUUGGAAUGGAGGAUCGAAUAGCAGCCAUAAAUGGUUUAUUGGACAUCCAAUCCGGUGGUGUGCGGGUUAUUGGAAUUUAUGGGAUGAGUGGCAUCGGUAAAUCAACACUUGCCAAGAUCAUCUAUAACCAACUAUGUCCUCGCUUUGGGAAAAACUGUAGCUUUCUUGAUGGUGUAAGGGAAACAGCAAAAACCAAGGGCUUAGUCAAGUUGCAAGAACAAUUGCUAUAUGAUAUCUCUAAUUCUAGAGUGGCUCACAACAUUGAUAACAUUGAUUAUGGAAUCAAUACGAUUAGAGAAACAAUUUGCAACAAGAAGGUACUAGUUGUAUUGGAUGAUGUUGAUGAGGGAAACCAAAUCGAAUACCUUAUUGGAAUUGAUUCUCUGUACAAUGGUACUAGGAUACUUGUUACCACUAGGGACAAAAGUGUUAUAAAAAUUAGGGGAUUGAAGUAUGAAAUUGUGCCUUAUGAAAUGGAGGUGUUAAGUGACAAAGAUGCACUUCAACUUUUUAGUAGGUUCAUUGCUUUUUCUUCAGAAAGAGGAAAAAUAUGGCAAGAGAUGCUAGAGAAGCUAAGAAAAACACCUACUAGCGAUGUCUUGGGAAAGCUAAGGAUUACUUAUGAUGCCUUAGAAAUGGAUCAGCAGCAAAUAUUCCUCGAUAUUGCAUGCUUUUUCAUUGAUAAAGAUAAGACUAAUCCAUUCUUUGUGUGGAAAGACUGUGAGUUUAGCCCAGAGUAUGCUAUUGAUGUCCUUAUUAACAAAUGCACUAUAAAGGUUUUAGACGAAAAUAAGUUUUGGAUGCAUGAUCAAUUUAGAGAUCUUGGAAGGACAAUUGCUAAUCAAGAGCAUUCCAGGUUGUGGGCUCCAGAUGACAUCAUUCAUGAAUUAAGAUCAAUAGAGAUCAAGAGUAGUGUUCAAGCACUGGAUUUGACAAAUUGGUCAAGGACUGAUGAUAACUUAACUAUCACUGCGGAGGAAAUUAAACGUUUCCCACAUCUUCGGCUACUGUGGUUGCAUAACAUAACCUGCCAAGGCGACUUUGCGGGCUGUCUUUCCGAAUUGAAAUGGAUCAGUUUGUUUUACCUUGAUAGAAGUUCUGAACGUCAUCCACGUUUUGAGGCAACCAAUUUGCAUCUAGAAAACGUGGUUGUGGGGAAUUUCGUUGGCCAUGAGUUCACGGAUGAUCAUGUCAGGGGCCUGAUCAAGGAUGGGAGGAAAUUGAAGGUUCUCACUCUUGAGAAUAAUAUGUCAAUUUACAGGACACCAACCUUUUUUGAAUACUCAGUUUUAGAGAAGUUGAGUAUUUCUAAAUGUUCAUCUUUGAUGGAAAUUGACUGCUCUAUCGGAAAACUGCGGUUGUUGACUGAUUUGAGUAUUGAGUCAUGUCAGAAUCUUGAAAAAUUACCUGAACAAAUUGGAGAGCUACCAAAUCUUCAGCACCUCUCUCUUAGGAAUUGUGACAGCUUGAGUGAACUCCCCAAAUCAAUUUCGAAACUAGAGUCAUUGAUGAACUUGGAUGUGUCUCACACACCUAUUACAGUAUUACAAGAUUCCAUUGGAAGACUAUCAAGCUUGUCAUCUCUCAAUGUAUCAUCCACACCGAUUGUGAAAGUGCCCAGUACAAUGAGCGAGCUUUGUCGCCUCCAAACACUGGACUUAGAGCAUUGUCAUAAGCUCCAAGAGUUGCCGGAGCUCCCUAAAAGUUUGACCACUCUACGGUUGAGAUCUAGUUCAUUGCAGACCGUGCCUAACCUCUCAAAUCUUACUAAUCUAGUUGAACUACUUCUAUCUGAUGGUUCUGAAUCUAAGGCCACAUCAAAUAUAAUUAAAGCUUGUGACCUACAAAGGAUAGGGAGGUUAUCCAAAUUGAGGAAGCAGCACUUGUGCCUUUUAAAUGUCCGCGCGCAGCCUACAGAGUUGGGCUCCCUUUCUCUCCUAAAAAAACUUACCAUGUAUGGAUUAGACUUUGAAUCCCUCGAACAACUUCCGUCAAACUUGAUAGUUCUAGAGCUCGAUCGCAUUCAAGUGAAACAAGUACAACUAGACGGGCUUCCUCAAUUGGAAAAGUUGACUAUCAGAAUGUGUGAACUUGUCAAAAGAUUAUCCUUUCCAUCGGGUUUAAGAAAAUUGAGAGAAGCUGAGGUGUCUUCUUGCACUGAGCUAGUCGAAGUUCAAUUUCUCGGUGCCUUAAUAUCAUUGGAGGAAUUAUGUAUUGAGGACUGCAGAUCUUUAGAGAGGUUUGUUAAUCCAUCGGAGGAGCCCGGGUGUAAUGAGCUACAAGCUACCAAGUUGACUAAUGGUGGGAGGAAAGUGUCCAUUGUCUCAAGCUUUCUAAAGAUGCUUCAAGUAUUCCAGCUGUUGAGGUGCCCAAAGCUAGAGGAGAUUCAAUUUGCUUGUAUGUUCAAAUCAUUGGGAGUCUUUUCUGUCGAAGGGUGCACUUCAUUAAAAAGGAUAGGCAGUUUGUCAAAUUUGAAGAACUUGACGCGGUUAGGUAUUGUAGAGUGUGAGAGCCUCCAAGUUGUAGAUGGCGUGGACGAAUUAGAGCAUUUGGAGCAGUUGAAAGUUUAUAGGUGCAGAUCAAUGGAAAGGAUGAUUGAUGUAUCAAGCUCAAAAAUACCAAAGGAGUGCCAGAUUCAAAUGAGGGAUUGUGGGGAGUUAUUGGACAUUGGUCCAAAUGAUUCAAGCAUCACUUGGGAGUCUUACAGAGAGAAGAUUCUGAAUGCCCCAGCACGAGUGUUGGGCUCAAAAUUUGAAACAACUCUUUACGACUGUGAAACAAAAACAGAAACAGGGGAUCUUCUAUUGGAACAGCAAGAUGAUAGUGACAAGCAUGAGGACGGUGACAAGGUUGAUGACAAGGAGGAUGACAAUAGCGAGGACAGUGGCAAGGAGGAUGACGACGAUGACAACCAUGUGCAUAUAGAUGAUGAUGAUGAUGGCAAGGAUGACGACGACGAUGACAACCAUGUGCAUAUAGAUGAUGAUGAUGGCAAGGAUGACGACGACGAUGACAACCAUGUGCAUAUAGAUGACGAUGAUGGCAAGGAGGAUGAUGAUGACGACAACCAUGUGCAUGUGGACAAUGAAGAUGAUGACAGCGAAGAUGAUGAGAAUGUGCAUUCAUUGGGCAGGCCUUCGCCGGUUUGUUCCAUGGACAAUAAUGAUAAGAAUGAGGGUGUUGACAAGGAAGGUCAAUGUGAAGGUGAUGGCAAUAGUGAUAGCAAGGACAACGAGGACGAGAAUGAUAACGGUGAGGAUGACGAGGACAACAAUGUACAUGAGCUUUUGCAUUCAUCUGACGGGCCUUCUCUGGUUGGUUCUGUGGACGGUAACGAUGAGAACGACAAUGUUGUCGAGGAAGGUCAGUGGGAAGACAACAUCAGCAGCCAUAGCAAGGACGACGAGGAUGAGGACGAUGAUGGUGAGGAUGACGAGGACAACAAUGUGCAUCGGCUUUCGCAUUUGUCUAGCGGGCCUUCUCUAGUUGGUUCCGUGGAUGGUAACGAUGAGAAUGAUGAUGUCGACGAGGAAGGUCAAUACGAAAGUGACGGCAACAGCCAUAGCAAGGAUGAUGAGGACGAGGACAAUGACGGUGAGGAUGACGAGGACAACAUUAUGCGUGAGCUUUCUCAAUCAUCUCGAGGGUCUUCACUGGUUGGUUCCGUAGAUGAUAAUGUCGAGAAUGACGAUUUCAAUGAGGAAGGCGAAGGUGACGGCUACAACUAUAGCUAUGGCGACGGCAAUGACGAUGAGGGCAAGGAUGAGGAUGAGGAGAGGGAUGAUGAAGAAGGCGAACAAGAGCAAGAUGACGGUGAUGACUACAACAACAACGAAUACGAUGACGACAAGGAAGACAAUGGCGGUAAAGAUGGUGACGAGGGUGACUACAAUGGCGAGGGUGAAUACAACAGCGAGGAUGAUGACGGCUACUAGGACAGCAAUGCGCAGGAGGUUCUAUGGUCAUCUCGCGGGCCUCCGCGAGUUCAUUUUGUGGACAAUGACAAUAAGAAGGAAGGUGGAAGGCAAAGGUGAAGGCGAAUGCGAUGGCAACAACGAGGACAAGAAAGAGGGCAUUGAUGAAGAGGCCGAAGAGGAGGUGAGUGAUGGAACGGAAUGGUGUACUCGGCUUCUUUUUUUCCUUCAAAACAUGCGGCGAGAUGAUUAUAGCUAGCAGCUGAAAGAUUGUCGAUGCCCAAUCCUUCCGGUCUCAAGAGCUGAUUGGCGACGUGACCCUGGUUUCUCGUCUUUUUUGGUUCUUAUUAGGUUUCCUUUUCAAUAGUUCAGAUGUUAAUUCCCUCCUUUCUUUUCCCACCAUAAAACGACUAUGGUGUGCAAGUGCCCCUAUUUAUAUCACGAAUUAGUUUGGAUCUUACUUGUUAAUCAGUUCUAAUUCUCUGUAUAUGCAUCUAAUUAUGUCGAAA
Eucalyptus grandis is the source of this 5094-nucleotide messenger RNA. RefSeq names its product TMV resistance protein N-like. The transcript is spliced from 7 exons. The record is from RefSeq and is a predicted model, not a curated record. The coding region runs from base 62 to 4606 and encodes 1514 amino acids. NCBI's taxonomy places the organism in Eukaryota, Viridiplantae, Streptophyta, Magnoliopsida, Myrtales, Myrtaceae. Gene Ontology annotation, biological process: signal transduction; defense response. Gene Ontology annotation, molecular function: ATP hydrolysis activity; ADP binding.